Ictalurus furcatus (blue catfish) is the source of this 1840-nucleotide messenger RNA. RefSeq names its product alkB homolog 2, alpha-ketoglutarate dependent dioxygenase (gene alkbh2). The coding region runs from base 6 to 965 and encodes 319 amino acids. The record is from RefSeq and is a predicted model, not a curated record. Gene Ontology annotation, biological process: DNA repair. NCBI's taxonomy places the organism in Eukaryota, Metazoa, Chordata, Actinopteri, Siluriformes, Ictaluridae. The transcript has 3 exons.
AAUAGAUGGCGAUAUUCUGUGUGGCGCCUGGAAUAAAUAGAAAGAAGAAGAGCAGAACAGCCAUACCUAGUGAAGUGGUACAUAUGUUUAUGUUUAUUAUUAUUAUUAUUAUUAUUAAUGAAGACACCCACAUUAAGAACAUAAAGACUCAUAGUGUUGUAUGUCUGAAGACACCACAGUAUUAUUGUUCUCAGCAUAUCUUCUUUAUCUCAGCAGGUGAUGGUAUGAGCAGACAAGAAAGCGCCUGUGUGGAAAGCAACAAGCAGAUGGAAAAGCCGUGUAGAGAGGAGAGAAGUGAAGCUGUAGACGAGGAGGAUGAAUUCCCACAUCCCAUUCCAUGGCAAAAGAUUGAGGCGCAGGAGCUCGACUGUGACUACGGCUUGCUUUUCUCCAAAGAAGAAGCAAACAGGCUUUUCAUGCAGCUAGAGGAAGAGGUGGAGUACUUUACAGACGUGAAGGUGCAGGUGUAUGGGAAGAUGUACAGCGUUCCCCGGAAGCAGGCGACGUAUGGAGAUGAAGGACUGGUGUAUUCUUUUUCUGGAGUGCAUCUCGCAGCCAGAGUCUGGACCCCGACCCUCGAAUAUAUCCGUGACGCCGUCACCAACGCCACAGGGCACACCUUCAACUUUGUCCUGAUAAACAGGUAUAAAGACGGUCUGGAUCACAUCGGGGAACACAGGGACGACGAGCACGAGUUAGACCCUUCUUGUCCUAUUGCUGCGGUGUCUCUUGGAGCUGCGCGUGACUUCGUGUUCAGGCAUAAAGAUGCUCGCAAGGAGCCAAAACAACGUCAUAUAGAGCCUGUGAAACUGGAACUGGCCCAUGGGAGCCUUCUUCUCAUGAACUCUCCCACUAACACGUAUUGGUAUCACAGCCUCCCAGUGCGGAAAAAGGUGAAGACCCCGCGCAUCAGUCUUACCUUCCGACGCAUUGUUAAGAGUCGCCAGAAAAGGAAAAAGGAGUGACUUCUCCACUAACUAUGUUAGUGUGAUUUGAAGAGGUCUUACUACAGUUGAGGACACAAUAAUAACUGAAUUUACACACAUGAACCAGUUCAAAAGUUUACACACACUUGAUUCUUAAUACUUUGUCGUUACCUGGAUGAUCAACGACUGUGUUUAUAUUUUGUGAGAGUUGUUCACGAGUCCCUUGUUUGUCCUGAGCAGUUAAACUGCGCACUGUUCUUCAGAAAAAUCCUCCAGGUCCUGCACAUACUUUGCUUUUCCAGCAUCUUUGACCCCUUUCUAACAGCGGCUAUAUGUCAAGAUCCAUCUUUUCACACUGAGGACGACUGAGGGACUCCUACACAACUAUUACAAAAGGUGCAAACAUUCACUGAUGCUCAAGAAGGCAGCACGAUACAUUAAGAGCCAGGGGGGUGUAAACUUUUGAACACGAUGACCGGUGUGUUGUCUUAUUGGAGACAUGUAACUAUCUUAUUUAGCAUCUGAAGGGCAGUACUAAAUGAAAACAAGAUCUUUAAACAAAAUUAUUUACACUGAACAUCCUGCUCAAAAGUUUACACCCCCCAGUUCUUAAUGUAUCGUGUUGCCUUCUUGGGCAUCAGUGAAUGUUUACACCUUAUGUAAUAGUCGUAUUCGAGUCCCUCAGUCGUCCUCAGUGCCGCUCAGUGUGUUUACUCAUGUUCAGUCAAAAUCUUCUUUAUUCUUGUCAGGAUCAGUGUGGUUUAAAUGAGUGAGUUUAUAUACUGUUAAAUGGAACAAACUUGGAUCUUUUAAAAAAAAAAAAAAAAAGCACAUGUGGGUACAAAUAAAAACAAGAAAACUUUAUGAGCGAGCUGAAUUUUUUUUUAAACGGUCCUGCACACACUCUAGCCUGU